UUGCAAUUCAGAGCCCUAGCUUCCUUCCUUUUCUUCAAUCAUCUUCAAGACUCUCAUCUCUCUUUGGCCCAAGAACUGGAGGAGAGCAGAAGCCAGAGCUCGUACUCAAUGUCGAGACGGGAGGAGCGAGGCUCGUACUCGAAGCGCCUCCACUCUCGAUCCGGGAGAGACCCAAGCAGUCCAAAGAAAUCAAGAAGAGAUGGGAAACAAGCAACAGAGAGAACAUACUCCAGCAGUCAUCGUCGGGAUGUUGACACACUUGUUCGAGACCAAAAGCAGCACAGAAUAGUACAAGAUGCUUUGCCACUUGAAGGUCCUCCAACAGAAACUAAGGUGCAGCCUGAGACCAUAAAAGAAGGUUUAGACCGAAAGGUUAAUGGGCUCCCUGGUGGCAUGAAGCAUUCCUCUCACACCACGGAAGUACCAAGAUCUCGAAAUUAUUUCCAGCACGAUGAGCGUGAUAGUGCUGGGCAAGGUGGUCGAAGCUCAGGUCGCAGGGCAACAGAUCACGGAAGGUGGAGCGAACCGAAAGAGCAGUCUAGUGAAAGGAUCAGAGAUAAAUCAGCACCUAAAGAACAAUGUGCAGAUGAUAAAAAUUCUUGGAGGCAUGACGGUUUCUUUGAACUGCAGAAGACCGAGGCUCCGCCUGCUAGGAAAAGACCGGCAUUUCGAGAGAAGAAGAUAGAAGCACCAGCAGAAACUGAUGCAGCUGCAAAUCCUACCAGAAGAGAAGAAAGAGGACAUAAUUCUCGGGAAUUGGAGAGAAAGCUUGAUAGGCCAGUCUCAAGAGCUGACGAGAGAAAUUUUAAGAGAGGAGAUGAGUAUUAUCAAAGAGGAGAGAUGCAGAGAGGAAGUUAUCAAUCAAGGGAGAGGCUUAAUGGAGCGGCGAUAAGAGGACGAGAGAGGUUCAAUGGACGACGUGGAGAGAGAAGCACAAAUCAGUCUGGAGGAUUUCAGGCGGAGAAGUGGAAGCAUGAUCUCUUUGAUGAUGCAAACAAAAGCCCGCCACCGAAGAACGAAGAGGAACAGAUUGCAAAGGUCGAGGCCCUUUUGGCGCUGUAAUGUCUUGCUGGUAUUGGGAUAGUGUGGAUGAGAGUUGUGAGCUUAGAAGUGACGAUUUUUCAUAGGAUUUGGCAUGUCCGUGGAAGAAACUCUUUUAGUCUCUUUUGGGUUGUGGUAAAUGUUUCAUUGGACUAUUUAGUGAUGGUAAAUGUGCUAAACUUGUAUUCAGGUGUGACUGCUACUCGAAAAUGCUGGUUUCUUAAAUGGAAAUUAGUGAUAUAUUUUCUUUCUUGUGUA
Messenger RNA from Asparagus officinalis (garden asparagus), 1299 nucleotides. RefSeq names its product zinc finger CCCH domain-containing protein 13. NCBI's taxonomy places the organism in Eukaryota, Viridiplantae, Streptophyta, Magnoliopsida, Asparagales, Asparagaceae. The coding region runs from base 109 to 1062 and encodes 317 amino acids. The transcript is spliced from 4 exons. The record is from RefSeq and is a predicted model, not a curated record.